Messenger RNA from Cylindrotheca closterium, 642 nucleotides. NCBI's taxonomy places the organism in Eukaryota, Bacillariophyta, Bacillariophyceae, Bacillariales, Bacillariaceae. The record is from the annotation of a GenBank genome assembly.
AUGGAUAGCAGCAACAAGACUAGCUUGGUCAUUGUGGGAGCAACAGGCCUUGUCGGGACGGAACUCAUUCGUAUUCUGGAUAAGACAAAAUACCGGAUUACCAUUGUGGGCCGGUCUCGUGAGAAGCUGGAACGAACAUUUCCUCAUGGUGACGGUGUUGAAGACUACAUGACCUGGGACGAUUUUGAAAAGGCUGAUGCGAAGAAUUGGCAUGUCAUUCUCAAUUUGGCAGGUGCCAGUGUCUCUGGAACACCCUGGACCGAUGCCUACAAACAAACCAUGAUCUAUAGCCGCCUCAACGCUACCAACAUGUGCGUCAAGAAAUGUGGCAGCAGCACACAGCACAAGAUAAGAUUGAUCAACGCUUCUGCUGUCAGCGCAUAUGGAUUUUAUACCAAGCCUUUUCAUCGCUUCACGGAAAAGGAUCGGGAUCGUCGGGACACAAGCUCACCACCAACUUUUUUGCAGGAUUUGAUUGAUCAGUGGGAGGAAGCAGCCUUCAAGGCUGAAGCCUUCGGUAGUCCCGUAACGGUCCUGCGGACAGGUGUUGUGUUGGAUAUGAAAGAAGCGUUCUUUUGCCACGGCUAUUGGAAAGGCUUUGGGUCGGCCAAGCUUUUUCUGGACACCUGCAUUUGUUAUUAA